Molecule: messenger RNA, 474 nt
Organism: Fonsecaea pedrosoi CBS 271.37
Lineage: Eukaryota; Fungi; Ascomycota; Eurotiomycetes; Chaetothyriales; Herpotrichiellaceae
Exons: 1
Coding region: 1-474 (157 amino acids)
Source: RefSeq, a predicted model, not a curated record
AUGCACAACUACGGCGACGCGUGGUUUGAGAAUCUCAACAACCAGCGGGAGCAGUUCGAGCAGUACCAAGCUGCACAUCAACCGCAUAACUACGGAGCUGCUUGGUUUGAAAAUCUCAAUGAACAGAGAAUGCAGUACGAGUCGCAACACCAACCGCACAAUUACGGCGACGCGUGGUUUGAGAAUCUGAACAACCAGAGGGAGCAAUACGAAUCAGCACACCAACCGCACAACUACGGAGCUGCGUGGUUCGAGAACCUCAAUGAACAGAGAGUGCAGUUUGAACAAUACCAGGCCGCACACCAACCGCACAACUAUGGCGCUUCUUGGUUCGAGAAUCUCAACAACCAGAGACUACAGUUUGAGCAAUACCAGGCCGCACACCAACCGCACAACUACGGCGCCUCGUGGUUCGACAACUACGAGCAAAUGUGGAAGCAAUGGCAAGACUCCAAGAAAGGUGGACGUGCCUGA